UAAAUCAGUCUUACUUGAACAUUUAACCUGUUGGUGCCAUUUUUAAUAUAAAACCCACUAAUUCGUAUAAGUGAUGCUGUUUUUCCACUUUUGCUGGUCGGCUGACAUUUCAGUGAUAAGGUCACCAUGAAGUCAUUUUUAUUAACCUUGAACGUCAUUUUUCUAAUACAACCGUACAAUUUUUCUGAGGGUGCAACCUCCGAAUGUACGCUAACUGGUAAUUCUCUGGAAAACCUAACUUCAAUACUGACUACUUGUAAAGAAAUCUCGAUAGCAAAUCUUCAAGUUCCUGCAAACGAAACGCUCGCUUUACACGCUCAGAAUGAUUCGAUUAUAACAUUCGAGGGAAAUAUUACAUUUGGAUACAAUGAAAGGACUGGUUUUCUGAUGACUAUUCGGGGAAAUAAUAUCACAAUUGUUGGAGCUCCGGGACAUUUACUUGAUGGUGGUGGAGCCAGAUGGUGGGAUGGUCUCGGUGGAAAUGGUGGAAAGAGAAAGCCAAACUUCAUUCAACUCCGGCUCAAAAACUCUUUGGUCAAAGGGUUAAAUGUAAAAAAUAGCCCCAAACAUUGUUUUAGAAUAAACUACAGCGAACAUGUAAUCUUAACUGAUAUCACAUACGACAAUAUAGAUGGCGACACACAAGGAGGUCACAAUACGGAUGGUUUCGGCAUAUCCAAUUCAAAGAACGUAACAAUUACAAAUUGCAUCGUAUUUAAUCAGGACGACUGCUUCGCCAUAAUUUCGGGAAGUGGGCAUGUUUUUACAAAUAAUUUCUGUUAUGGAGGUCAUGGAAUAUCAAUUGGAUCUGUCGGAGGACGUGAUAACAAUGUCGUCGAAAAUAUCUUUAUUAAAAACAACACAGUUGUGAAUUCUGAAAAUGGAAUUCGUAUAAAAACCAACUACAACACCACGGGCAUUGUUACAAAUGUUACUUAUGAAGAUAUCACCAUUGAAAAUAUUACCGAUUACGGUUUCCUUAUUCGUGGGGAUUAUUUGAACGGUGGACCGACUGGAGAGCCCACGCGUGGUUUCGAGUUAUCCCAUUUAACCUUCCGAAAUAUUCGUGGUACAGUUCAAAGUGGGGGAACUAAUGUAUACGUUUUGCUAUCCAAUGGGGUAGCUUCAAACUGGACAGUGGAAAAUAUUAAAAUUGUUGGUGGACUCAAAAAAGAUGUUCAGUGUUUAGGAAUUCCUAGCGAUUGUAAUCUUUCCUGCAAAGACCAUAACGGUGGUACUUCGCAAUAUCUCUCAUUAUUCUUGUUAAGUACUUUAAAAUUUUUAAUUGUUUUGCGAUAGUGGUUUUUCUUGUAUAUCAAAAAAUUUCAUUUGUUUUGCGUCUACUCAAUGAAGUCUGAAUUUGUCCUAAAAAUCUGCUGUUUUACGUCUAAUACUAAUGUUUGUCAGUUAUUUUGUCUACUAUUUUCAGUAAAGAGUAGAAAACUAGAUUUCACUUCGUCUGUUAUUGUUCUUCCAACGAACAAAAUCAGAUUUUGUACUGUAAAUGUAUUUAUGCUUUUUUUUAAUCGUUACUGUUUUAAUUGCUUUAUGUAUUUCAUUCUCCUACAGAAUGGAAAUGUAAAUUAAUUUGAAAUACCUUAAUAAGACCGUAAAGGGACUUGUCUAACACUUGAGAUACUUCAGUAGCAGCAAAUAUCCAUUAGAUGGUGAUACACUAGCUCCAUUUUGAUAUAAUGUACUCCUUACCUGAAAUACUUAUAACGACUAUUACAAUUCACUUGAGCGAUAUACAUCUGAUACAAUAAACGAAAUAUUAAGGCAAUUUAA
Agrilus planipennis (emerald ash borer) is the source of this 1788-nucleotide messenger RNA. RefSeq names its product polygalacturonase-like. Gene Ontology annotation, cellular component: extracellular region. Bases 127 to 1299 code for a protein of 390 amino acids. NCBI's taxonomy places the organism in Eukaryota, Metazoa, Arthropoda, Insecta, Coleoptera, Buprestidae. Gene Ontology annotation, biological process: pectin catabolic process. Gene Ontology annotation, molecular function: polygalacturonase activity. The record is from RefSeq and is a predicted model, not a curated record. The transcript is spliced from 2 exons.